This is a messenger RNA of Aspergillus ruber CBS 135680, 1670 nucleotides long. Its product is annotated as 2OG-Fe dioxygenase family protein. The record is from RefSeq and is a predicted model, not a curated record. Gene Ontology annotation, molecular function: dioxygenase activity. The transcript has a single exon. Bases 437 to 1414 code for a protein of 325 amino acids. NCBI's taxonomy places the organism in Eukaryota, Fungi, Ascomycota, Eurotiomycetes, Eurotiales, Aspergillaceae.
ACAUACCGUCCAGUUCCCUAGAAGCUGCAAGUAUCCCGGCCUGUGCACAAGGCCUCCGGAUGGCAUUGAGCCUGCGCGGAUCAGGGAUGGAAAAUAGCGCAUACAAAGAAGGUCAGAUAAGGCGCAUAUUGCCCUAUACGAGGCUGAACAAAGACAAAGACACCUAAAUACGUGAAUACGUAAAGGGGGGAGCUGAAAGAGCGCCCAGUCCUGAAUCAUACUCACAUGCUGCAACUGUCUAGUGCUUUCCUGAGAUGGGAUAUUUGCCCGUCACACAUUCAGGGAAGACUGCCCAAUCUAAUUGACUGUCUUGAUUCAUCGUUAGAAGAUCAGUUGGAGCUGAUCUACGAUCAUCAUUGCAAGGAUUUCGACAUCGGUGCUAUAAAAAUACAAAAGAGAACCUCCUCCCCAACCAUCAGCUCGAUUCUAUUCAACCAUGACCACCACGACAACAGCCAAUGGCCCCAGAACCCCCUGCCAACGAAAACCCCACACCCUAAAUAUCCACGACCAACGCUACAAUGCCCACUUCUACUCAGCCAUAGCCAGCAUAAUGGCCCUGCGCCAAACAUAUCUCAAAAACCGCUUCAUCUUCGUCCGGGGAGAAGACAUGAUUCCCAUCCUCAAAGGCCUUGGGGCCACAAACGAGGAUUUUGACUACGUCCAGCUUGUAAGCGAUCUAACAGGCCCCGACCCAACGCUUGACUACCGCACCGUCACCCAUGGGCGUUAUAGCAUCGAUUUUGCCUCGCGCAGCAUCCAGCGCCUCGAGCAGCAGCCUUAUACACUCACCGUGCAGGAGGACUACCGUCGCCAUGACUCCGGGGUCCCUAGGAUAUUCGACGAGACUCCAGCGGAAAUGCAGGGUAAUACAGUUGUGCAGGCGCUGCUCUUAUUCAAGGCUCUAAUCUUCCAAGACAUUCCCGUCACUCCGCGCGAUCACCUGGAUUACUCCGCUCCUAACUGGAUAACUACACUAUUCAACGCACGCACGCACACAGACGCACGAGCCGGGCUCCAAGGCGAACCCGCCCUCGAAGGUGUCCACUCUGACGGCUCCGACCACACCAUGACUGUCUUCCUGGGCAGCGACAACAUGCGCCCCGAUAGCGCCGUGACGUUCAUGCACGACAACCAAGAAACGACGGGCGUGGCGCUGAGUCAAACGAACCCCACGCUCAUCAGGGCGCGUGUACAGCAUCGCGGUUUCCUGGAUACAUUGGUGUUUGUGGAUCAUGAUUUUAAGCAUAGUGUUACGUCGGUUUAUGCGGUCGACGAGGAGAGGGUUGCGGUUAGGGAUAUGUUGGUGGUUUUUACGAGGAAGCCAAAGGUUGAGGGACAUGUGUCGGGGUAUGCGGAUACAAUGCGUGUUCAUCAGAGGGAGCCGUUGGAGGUGCCGAUGUGGCUUCCUUGACGGCAAGGUCCGGACAGGAGUUGAUUGAAGAUGCUUUGUUGGUGGAUAUGGUUGGAUGAUGAAGUGCGAGACCCGGGAUAUUGAUGUGAUGUCAUGCAGGAUGCAGUCGUAGGUAGAUGUGAAUUCACAUUCGUAUUUUUAUAUAAAUAUCAGAGCAGUGUGGUUCAUCACAUUUAAAAAAGUAUAUAUGGGCGUUUAUCUGCAUAGAACGGAUGCAAAUCCCACAGUUCGCUUCCGAAAUUAAUGUGACUGACGC